Lolium rigidum is the source of this 2501-nucleotide messenger RNA. Its product is annotated as pentatricopeptide repeat-containing protein At2g22410, mitochondrial-like. The record is from RefSeq and is a predicted model, not a curated record. Bases 1 to 1989 code for a protein of 662 amino acids. Gene Ontology annotation, molecular function: RNA binding; protein binding. NCBI's taxonomy places the organism in Eukaryota, Viridiplantae, Streptophyta, Magnoliopsida, Poales, Poaceae. The transcript has 3 exons. Gene Ontology annotation, biological process: RNA modification.
AUGUCUUCGAUGCUUGCAUCGACGGCAGCAGAUGUCGCCUCCCGCCAUGUCCUCGAGCUCCUACGCCAGUGCCGCUCCGUCCAUCACCUCGACCAGCUCCACGCCCACCUCAUCCUCCACGGCUCCUCUGCCGUGGCCUCCGUCGCCUCCCAGCUCGUCGCCUCAUACUGCGCGAUCUCAGGUGGCGCUGGACAUGGCGGACUCUGCCACGCCCGCCAGCUGUUCGACAGAAUUCCUUACCCGGACAGGUUCAUGUACAACAGCCUUAUCAGGGCGUACUCGAACAGCGGUUUCCCUCAGGAAGCGCUCUGUCUGCACCGCGACGUCCUCCGGAGCGGCAUCCUGCCCAACGAGUUUACGCUGCCGUUUGUCCUCAAGGCCUGCGCAAGGGCACGGGCCACGGGGCACGCGCUGGCCACCCAUGGAGCGGUUGUCAAGAUAGGGUUCGUGCGGCAGAUUUUCGUGGCCAAUGCGCUUCUGCACUCCUAUGCAUCGGCAGGGUCUCCGCUGCAGGACGCUCGGCAGUUCUUUGAUGAGAUGGCAGACAGGAAUGUUGUGUCGUGGAACACGAUGAUUGGCGGGUACGCCCAGGCUGGGGAUACCGGCGAGGCAUGCUCCUUGUUCAGAGAGAUGAGGCGUCAAGGAUUUCUGGCAGAUGAGUUUACAUUAGCCAGCCUGCUUUUUGUGUGUUCAAGUGAGGGAAAUCUUCAAGUCGGUCGGCUCCUGCAUUCUCAUAUGUUGGCUAGUGGAUCUCGGGUUGAUCUCAUUCUCGGCAACGCACUGGUGGACAUGUACGGUAAGUGCGGGGAUUUGUGGAUGGCUCGUAGAUGCUUUGACAUGAUGCGUGUAAAGAAUGUGGUUUCAUGGACUUCCAUGCUAUGCGCUCUGGCAAAUCAUGGUUCAGUUGAUGCUGCAAGAAAUUGGUUUGAUCAGAUGCCAGAGAGGAACAUAGUCUCUUGGAAUGCCAUGAUCUCUUGCUAUGUCCAAAGUUGUCGAUUCCGUGAAACAUUGGAUCUUUACAACCGUAUGAAAUCCCUAGGUCUCACUCCAGAUGAGAUUACAUUGGCUGCUGUACUCUGUGCCUGUGGACAAAAUGGCGAUUUGGCUUCUGGAAAGUUGAUACAUUGCUAUGUUAGAGGCAGUUUCAGUGAUCCUGGCAUCACUCUCCUUAAUUCACUUCUUGAUAUGUAUGCAAGAUGUGGUCAGGUAGACACAGUCAUAGGCUUGUUCAGUGAGAUGCCCAAUAAAAAUGUUGUCUCUUGGAAUGUGAUUAUUGGGGCGCUAGCCAUGCAUGGGCGUGCACAGGAGACAGUCAUGUUCUUCAGAACUAUGGUAUCUGAUGCCUACUCCCCUGAUGAGAUCACCUUUGUUGGUCUUCUUUCUGCAUGCAGUCAUGGUGGUCUACUAGAAGCUGGACAGUAUUACUUCAAAGCCAUGCUGCAUGUUUAUAAUGUUAAGCCUGAAGUUGAGCACUAUGCUUGCAUGGUUGAUCUACUUGGUCGCCGUGGCCAUCUAGCAGAGGCCGUUAAUCUAAUAAAAGAUAUGCCAAUGAAGCCUGAUGUUGUGGUAUGGGGUGCAAUACUUGGAGCAUGCAGAAUCCAUGGGAAUGUGGCUAUCGGCAAGUUAGUGAUCAAACAACUACUCGAGCUAGAGGGAAUCAGUGGAGGCUUGUUUGUCCUAAUUUCGAACUUGUUUUAUGAAACUCACCAGUUGGAAGACAUGAAAAGGCUCAGGAAGUUAAUGAGAGGGAGGGGAACAAAAAAGGAUAUGGGUGUUAGUUCAAUUGAAGUAAGCAACGGCAUACACGAAUUUGGAGUGGAGGACAUCAGACAUGAAAGCUCAAACGAGAUAUAUGCGGCAGUUGAUCAGUUGUCGUAUCAUUUGGUCUCUCUGCAUGACCUGGCUGUGCAACCAGUAGAACUCGUCGCGGAAGAGUUAAACAGUCCAUUUUGGAGUGCUCCGACUAUCAAUCAGAACCUGAUGCUGUAGAGUAAGAGAUAUACAGAAGAAAUCGACUCUGCACAUAGGCCCUAAAGGCUAAUACUAUUCAUCUUCUAGCAGCUUGUCGUAUGCCAUGCUAAAGAAGCACGUCCCUUGAAGAGCGAAAGUACACCUAGGCUUUCUGCAGAUAUCAUGGUUCACUGGACAACCGACUGCUCAGGUAUGUGGCAUAUAUCGAUAAUGCUGAGGAACCAUUCUCUUUGCCGUGAUGUGUCACCAACACUCUGAGAAGCUAAAAGCUUGGAAAUGAGAGGUUGGCAGGACGCCAGGACCACAGUAGAGCAUCCUGAUUGGCAACCUAUACGGAGUCAUGCGCGGAAGGAUGUCGACACCAGCGAGAAGAUAGGACUCGUGGACAAUAUCAAGGAGAAAUUGCCCGGAUAGCACUGAACCGCUAGCUCCGGCUGGCAGUCCAACCUUUCGACAUGAUGCUUGCUGAUUAAUAAGAUGAACUGAACAAUUAAGAUGUCCUUGGUGACAUCCUGUUUGCUGAAUAAUAA